AUCCAAUUCAAUCCCGAGGGCACUAUCGUAGUACCACUGCACUUGUAAGGCCAUUUUAUUCUCUAACAGCCUAUAUUAUUGUCCCUUAGAUCACCAAUUGUUCUUCUGCCCUUAGCUUUCUCUCUCAAAAACAACCAUAAUAAUUUAACUCUUAGCACACAAAAAACACAGAGAGAGAUAUAUAAUUCUCUGAAAACUUUAACCAAAUUUUUCAAAAAAAAAAAAAAAAAAAAUGGUUGUAAGAAACAGAAUAAUUUCACAAGUACUACAAAGAAGCCGCAGCAAAAGCAUCAGCAGCAGCAGUUUAGGCCAACAGAAAUGCUGGGGUUCAACAGCAGCAGCGGCGGCGACAGCGACGGAGGUGGGAUCAAAAUCAAUGGGGUUUUGGUUGAAAGAUUAUGAAGAUUAUAGGAAGUCAUUGUACGGUGGAAAUAUUACUCACAAAGCUCUUUUUGUUGAUGCUGUUGGCACUCUCCUUGUCCCUGCUCAACCCACUGCUCAGAUAUAUAGGCAGAUGGGAGAAAAAUAUGGAGUGAAAUAUUCAGAGGAUGAAAUAUUGAAUAGAUACAGAUGGGCUUAUGGUCAACCUUGGGGAAGAUCACGUCUCAGAUACGUGGAUGAUGGCAGACCAUUCUGGCAAUACAUUGUUUCAUCUUCCACAGGCUGCUCAAAUGCUCAGUACUUUGAAGAGCUAUACAACUACUUUAUGACUGAGAAGGCAUGGCAGCUUUGUGACCCGAAUGCAGGGAAAGUAUUUCAGGCUCUGAGGAAUGCGGGUGUAAAAGUGGCCGUUGUCUCAAACUUUGAUACUCGGUUAAGGCCUCUGCUGAGGGCUCUGGGUUGUGAGCAUUGGUUUGAUGCUAUGGCUGUGUCAGCUGAAGUUGCUGCUGAGAAGCCAAAUCCAACAAUAUUUCUGAAGGCCUGUGAUCUUCUGGGUGUAAAACCAGAGGAUGCUGUUCAUGUUGGUGAUGAUCGUAGAAACGAUAUAUGGGGUGCUAGAGAUGCAGGCUGUGACGCAUGGCUUUGGGGAAGCGAGGUCCAUUCUUUCCAAGAGGUUGCACAAAGAAUUGGCGUCCACAUCUAAGCAAACUGAUGUUUUUUUCCACUGCAACUCCGAUGGGCAUCUAGAAAAGAUGCGAGCUCUUUCGCUCUCCCUUGUUUAGGAGCUGUACGAUUGGUGUUAUAUACCUGGUAACAGGACUUCAGAGGAGACUAUAAGUUUAUGUUACCAAAUAACCUGUAAAAAGGAUUUUGUAUAGCUUCUAAGUUGUAUGUAAUGAGUGUCAUCAAUUCAAAGGGUAAAAUGAAAAGGGUCGAGGAACCGUGAAGUUAUCUGAGAAAAUUGGUCCAAUCUUUGCUAACGUAACAUAGAGCGUAGUUCAGAUGGAUUGACAAGCGUGAUCAACUUCGAAGCUUCACUAAUGAUCCAUUGUCAGGAGGGGUCUGUUGUAUUAUAGUUUGAUAAUAAUCGGCACAGAAACUGUAUGUUAGCAAUGUGCAGGACCUUUGUUGGAUCUAGAAUGUAUUGCAUGGUUCAACACUUCAGCUCACUGCAAUUUGCAGAAAUGAUUAAUGAUGCUAUUUUUCUCUAA
Molecule: messenger RNA, 1592 nt
Organism: Chenopodium quinoa (quinoa)
Lineage: Eukaryota; Viridiplantae; Streptophyta; Magnoliopsida; Caryophyllales; Amaranthaceae
Product: haloacid dehalogenase-like hydrolase domain-containing protein 3
Exons: 6
Coding region: 233-1084 (283 amino acids)
Source: RefSeq, a predicted model, not a curated record